Molecule: messenger RNA, 2159 nt
Organism: Silurus meridionalis
Lineage: Eukaryota; Metazoa; Chordata; Actinopteri; Siluriformes; Siluridae
Gene: tti2
Product: TELO2 interacting protein 2
Exons: 7
Coding region: 122-1591 (489 amino acids)
Cellular component (GO): centrosome; cytosol; nucleoplasm
Source: RefSeq, a predicted model, not a curated record
UGUACUGAAAGCUGCGUAGAAUGACGUCACUUUCCUGCGACUACUAUCAUGAGCAAAAUAAAGCGUGUAUUUAUCCAGUAUAUAGGACUGUAUGAGGUAAAUGAAUUGAUAGGAAACAGAAAUGUCUCUGGAGCUUCUUCUUCAGGAUUUCAGUAUACACUGUGACAGUGAGGACGUUAGUGUCAUUCCUGUUCUUUCUGGAAUCCGUGAACGCUUUGAGGAGAGAAAUGCAGACAAGCCGAGCAUCCUGAUCCGCACCGCCGAUCUGUUCAGGACCCGCUCCGUGUCCUGGCUCUUCCCCGAGUUCAGCUCACGUGUACGGAGCACGUACGCAGAUUUGGUGAAAUCGUGCAUUAGACACGCUGCGCUGCCUACGUGCGACACGGACAGCGGGACUUUAUCCGCCACCAGCUAUGAGCUCAUCCCGGGAAGAGCUGUAGCGGUCGCUGGAACUCUUCAGGCUCUGAUCGCUCAGCUCGGAGAGGCGCUGCGGUGUGGAGAUCCAGGGGCGAAGGCGCUGUUUCACACCCUCGGUCCGCUCCUGUGCAUCUUCUCCAUCACACAUUUGCAAAAGCAGCCGUGGACCGAUCAGACUUCCAGGGGGUGUGCUCUGGAGCUGCUGAAGUGCACAGUCACAGCCAGUGGAAGCGGAUCAGUGCAAGAGCUGCUGUGUGGAAGUGAUGGAAGAGGAAGCACAGGGAUCCUGAAACCCAUCCUGGAAACACUGCAGCCUGAUAUGACCAAAGAAACCUGGAAGCGAAACGAAGCGGUGAAACACGUCUUCUCUUGGCUGCUGGUACAAGUUGGGCGUCCUUACUUAACCGACUACUUGGACAAGGUCUUCCCCCCGUCCCUGCUCAUAUCAGACGACUACCGGACAGAAAACAAAGUCCUCGGAGUGCACUGCCUCCAUCAUAUCGUCCUUCACGUGCCUGCUGCUGAUUUGAGGCAGUUUAACCGAGCUCAGGUGCUUUACGACGCUCUGUACAAUCACCUGUACACCUCCGACGCUCCUCUCAUACAGGUGGUCUUGCCGUGUCUCAUAGAUCUACUCUCAGUCCUCGAGAAGCCUCAAGGCCCAAAGCGUACUCCAAACCGCUACGACAGCGUCCUUCGCCUUAUUUUAACCCACAUGGAAAUGGAGCACAAGCUCGCACUCCGCCGGAUCUACGCUAGCAACCUCCUGCCGUUCGUCGAAAAGAUGGGUAUAGGCAUCGCUCGGCACCUGAAGAGGCUGGAAAGGGUGAUUGUUGGAUAUCUGGAAGUCUCAGAUGCUCCAGAGGAGAAAGCCCGCCUUAGCGUACUGAAAGUUCUAGAGAGGACGAUACAGGUUGUCUGGCCAAGGAUGGAGUGCAGGGUGGCUGUUUUGGCCAGGAGCUUGCUCAGGUUCCUGGUGGACGUCUCUGAAGAGUCUCUGUCUCCCGAGCUCAUUGAGGAGCUGUUGACCCAAGCGACACACUGCCUUCUGCUGCUGGACCACUGCUCACAUGGCAGACUGAGGGUGGAGCUGAAGGAACUGGACACCAGCUGUGUGUGUGAGCAAGUGUUAAAGCACAUACAGGAUCUUACUCACGCAGAGUGUGUGAGCUGAGAUCAUCAACGCUCGAUCCGUCACACUGUAAACUAAGGAUCUGAAGCCAGUAAAGGAGAUCCAUGUCAUCACUGCUAUUAUUUAAAAAAAAAAAAUUGUAAGUGUGAUAAAGGAUUAUGAAAUACAAAACAAUUAUCUUAACUUUUAUACUCAGGUUUUUUUGGAAACUCUGGAAAUGUAUGGAAUGUUCUGGAAUGCGAGGAUCUCAAUCUGUUUUCUUUUAUCCUCUAAACUCACAUAUUCUGUGCAUUGUUUUUUAUUUUUUUCUUUCGUUCAUUAAAUGUCCUUUUUUCCCCUCAAAGUCGACAAAACUUCGCCAAAAUCCUGAUAUUAAAAAAAAUUGUUUUUAAUUACAAAAAAAUACAAAAUCUGUAUUUCCAUUUCCAGAAAUGUAUUUCUUUUCCAAAUUCAGUUGUACAGUUUCUGAUCCACUACUUUUUAUUUAUUUAUUCCUUUUGGCUGCUUUUUAAGAUUUAAUAAUGCACUCAGUUCGCUAUGCUAAGCUGAAACUCCUGUUCAUCUUCAUUUCAGUAGAAUCGUAAUAAACGCUUGAUUAUAAGUUUUUUAA